UACACGCCCCUAACAUUGCAAUACAAGGUCAGAUCGAGAAAAAAAACUUUGUAAUACAAGAUGAGAGCUACACAAGUUCUACUCCUAGUCCUUGUCCUCUUCGUCCUAUCCCCAGAUCUGGCAAAGGCUAAGCUGCACUGCACGGAUUUCAUCAUAGUCAACCAGUGCGACGUGGACGAGAUCACAUGCCAACAUUACUGCUACAAGCAGUUCAAUGGAACCGGCAAGUGCAUCCCCAACAAAGGAUGCCAGUGUCAUUUCUGCUAUGCAACUCCACCCCAGCCAUCCCCUGCUAGCAGCUCCUAGUCGUAGUUUUCUCUGUAAUUUUCUGUUUCUUCAACAGUUAUGAACAUGAUUCGUUUCUA
This is a messenger RNA of Triticum urartu, 365 nucleotides long. The record is from RefSeq and is a predicted model, not a curated record. Lineage: Eukaryota; Viridiplantae; Streptophyta; Magnoliopsida; Poales; Poaceae.